Messenger RNA from Branchiostoma floridae (Florida lancelet), 930 nucleotides. RefSeq names its product high mobility group nucleosome-binding domain-containing protein 5-like. Gene Ontology annotation, biological process: regulation of apoptotic process. NCBI's taxonomy places the organism in Eukaryota, Metazoa, Chordata, Leptocardii, Amphioxiformes, Branchiostomatidae. The transcript has 2 exons. Bases 1 to 930 code for a protein of 309 amino acids. The record is from RefSeq and is a predicted model, not a curated record.
AUGGAGAAAGAAUCUGGGGAGCAGAGAGAACCUAGACAGGAGGGACAGUCAUCGAUGGAGAAAGAAUCUAGGGAGCAGAGAGAACCUAGACAGGAGGGACAGUCAUCGAUGGAGAAAGAAUCUAGGGAGCAGAGAGAACCUAGACAGGAGGGACAGUCAUCGAUGGAGAAAGAAUCUGGGGAGCAGAGAGAACCUAGACAGGAGGGACAGUCAUCGAUGGAGAAAGAAUCUAGGGAGCAGAGAGAACCUAGACAGGAGGGACAGUCAUCGAUGGAGAAAGAAUCUGGGGAGCAGAGAGAACCUAGACAGGAGGGACAGUCAUCGAUGGAGAAAGAAUCUGGGGAGCAGAGAGAACCUAGACAGGAGGGACAGUCAUCGAUGGAGAAAGAAUCUAGGGAGCAGAGAGAACCUAGACAGGAGGGACAGUCAUCGAUGGAGAAAGAAUCUGGGAAGGAGAAAAAAUUUCGGAGAGGGGAGCAAAGAAGUACGCACAUCAGGGCUCUUAAUUUCUGUAGAAUAGAGCUAGUAGAAAGUAUCCACUAUUUACUUGAGCCCAUUCUGGAUCAGAUGAUCCAAGAUGAUGUUAUUGCUGAUGAGGUUUGCAGGAACAUAAGAUCAAUGAAAUCACCUCACGAACAAGGACGCAAGCUUUUAGAAUAUCUAAGCACUGGGUCGCGUCGCGCGUAUGUUUCAUUCAAAAGAGGCCUGCAAAGGGUAAAGCUUCCACAUAUUGUUGACAUGCUGGAGGAGGCUGAAAAGCUCCCAGCACAAAGUCCAAUUGACCAACCUGCUGUGAAACGAGAACCAAUCACCACAGUAUCUCAGGCCUCAGAAUUAACAGAUCCUGAUACAAGCGAAAUUCCACUGCAGAGACAGGGGAGGGAGUUUGGCAACUUUGACCCCCAAAGCCAACCAUGGAGGAAACCAUAG